CCGAAUUACUAAUGUGAGCUGUGCGCUGCGAGCGGCGGAUUGCGGCGGAUUCAAUCGUCGGUUGACCGUCGCCACGUGUGGACGAUAAACGUGCGUUGAGGAUUCGAGAGUCAGGGAUUAAGAGCGUGUGCUGUGAUCCCGGUGUACGCGCGUCCCUUCUAAACAGCGGAAACGGCGCGGUGCACGACGCUCUCGUUUCCCCGACUAUCGUCGGUCGAGAUCCGUUACGAGGCGAGUUCGAGAGUGUGUGUACGCGCGACUUCACGCGGUGAGCACGUGCACGCGGGGAGCCGAUCCGAUCUCUGCGUGUAGAACGAUCCGAAUUUCAUGCCGCGUUCGACCACGCGGCCGAUGAUUCUGUUCGCAUCCUGAGAUGUGCGUUGUCACACCGCGUGGCAGCAGUGCGAUACUCCACGUUCCGUGGCGUUAACGGAAACAAGCGCGCCCGGGCGCGCGCGCGCGCUCGCGUCCCUGCGAUCGCGAUCGAACAUCUCGGUCGUGAGUGAGAGGGAGGGAGAGAGAGAGAGAGAGAAAAGGAAGACAAAGGCACUCUCUCGUGACGCUAUCAGUGUGUGCGCUCAAAAUUCCGGGAUCCGUCUGGAUUUUGUGCUCAACGGUUUUUGGAGCUUCCUUUUGUUGUUAUUGUUGGUUGUUGUGUGUGAGAUCGUCGACGGAGUCCCUUCUGGCACAGCAACGGCCAUGACCGCGGACAGCCUGUUCGAGACUACCAGCAUCCCGGGGCAUCUCGCUCCCACGCCCGAGAGACUGGAGAGACUUCUCUCGAAACAAACCCUCGAGGAGCUCUACGAGGUCGAGGAACAGCCUUUCGCACGAGGUAAAUACGCAACGGUGAGGAGAUGCCGCGAGAGAUCCAGUGGCAGGCAGUGGGCUGCCAAGUUUCUGAGGAAGCGACGACGGGCUCAGGAGCUCAGAGCGGAAGCACUUCACGAGGUCGCCGUACUGGAUGCCGCGGCCCAUUGUUCUCGUCUCGUCUCCCUUCAUCAGGUCUUUGAAACCAACACCGAGAUGGUGCUUGUCCUCGAGCUGGCUCCUGGCGGCGAGUUACAAAUGAUACUCGAUCGGGACGAAGUUCCAGAAGAGCGACAGGUUGCCAGAUUGCUGAAGCAGAUUUUGGACGGGAUAGCCUUUCUGCAUUCCCUGAACGUGGCUCACCUCGACAUCAAGCCACAGAACUUGGUACUUACUGGAGAAUUCCCGGACUGCGACGUAAAGCUAUGCGACUUCGGCAUAUCGCGGUACAUCAGUCACGGAGCGGACAUACGAGAGAUUUUGGGCACGCCCGACUAUGUCGCUCCGGAGGUUCUGAAUUACGAACCGAUCAGCCUGGCGACCGACAUGUGGUCCGUUGGCGUGCUGCUCUACGUGCUGCUAACGGGAUGCUCGCCGUUCGGUGGAGACACCAAGCAAGAGACCUUCUGCAACAUCAGCCGCUGCCGCCUGGACUUUCCGGACGAUCUCUUCGAGGAUGUCUCCGAGGAGGCGCGUGAUCUCAUGCGCAAACUCAUGGUUAAAGAUCCGAACGAACGUCUGACGGUGACCGAGUGCCUCCAGCAUCCCUGGUUCAGCAUGUUCGAGCAGCCACUGGCUCCCUUGACGACGUGCCCCUCGUCGGACGACAGCCCCGCGGCCGUCCUCGACUCCCCGACGACGCCUCCGCAGGAAGACAGUAUCUCGUCGAAAUUGCCGAUCGUCAAUCAGGUCUCGUCCACGCCGAUAAAGAGCGACGGCAAGAAGCAGCAACGGUCGUCCACGACCGGUCUGUGCCAUGGCGCGGAGAUUUCGAAACCGGCAGCCGCGACGGCGGGCACUCGCGCCGUCUCCUCCCACACGGAAAACCUCUACUCGGCCUCGAGAUCAUUGUCCAAGCCCAAGAUUAGAUUCGGACUAAGCCCAGACCGCAGGGACACCUUCAAGAGGAACAUGGACUCGCUGGCGCGAAAGUUUUCCGGCAGCAUCGUGCCAGAGAUUGUAAUCAUCGAACCAUCACCGUCGAACGGCGGCGGCGUUCAGCAACGUCGCGCCACUGCCACGCACACGAUGCCAGCCGGCGGCGGCGAGGUGUUCAAAUGCACGCCGGUCUUUAUCCUCGGCGAGGCCGAGCAACAGUGCAGCGACAGCGGUAGUGACACCGUGUCCGAGAUUUCGACUGAUAGUUCGAGCGAUCGCAGCAGCAUCUACUCGGAUGACUCUCUCGACUUUAUUUUGUACGGUAAAAGUCAAGGUAGAGCGAGCUAUCCGUUCACCGCCGCCGACGCGACCGCUGACAGGUGGGAACAGAGGUAUCAUCAACAUCAUCAUCAUCAUCGCGCCGCUAGGGUGUGGCCGCGCGAGUGUAGCGGCGUCGUCAGCAAGGCGCUCAGUCGCUUCAGCACGUCGGAGAUCUCGUCCGGCGUGACCAAGAUCACCAAGAUCUCGAUGACGACGCCGGCGACGGUGUUGCGCAGCGGCAGUGGUAGCGACGGCGGCAGCAGUAGCAACAGCAGCAGCAGCAGCAGCAGCAGCAAUAGUAAAACCGGUCUCGAGGCGCUUCGUGAGCGAGGCGGCAACUUAGUGAUUAUUAGGGAACCCGUACGUGCUGGCAGGUAUACCAGGUAUAGCGAAGUACAAUGCGAGUCGGUGCAGGCACGGAUUCGGCGAUUCCAGGUGCACGAGGCCUCGUAAGAUCGUGCCGUUCAGCUGUGCGCCGGUAGGUGUAUCAGCGUCGUUGAAUUACAUUCGCUCGCGCAGACGGACGGCUUUCUGGCGGCCUCCUCAAGGAGCUGUCGGGAGCUCGGGGGGAGAUUGAGAGCUCGAGGCGAUUGUACAUAUCGUGAAAUAUCUUGUGUACAGUGACGCGAAGAGUAGGCGGGAGGUUUUGAGCAACGAGAUGGGAUACCCGAGGGAUAUGCGAAUGACGGAUAGAAUGGAGCGAGAUAAGGGUGAAGUUCCUCGAGAUUUGUGAAGGCUGUGACGUCAGAGAAUAUUCUAAAGAAGGUUCAGGAUCGCGCCUCUUUCUAUAAGAGUGUAGGAGUAUGAGCUUUAUGAAAAAUACUUCUGAAUUUCUUCGAUUCUUGCGAUAGAGUAGCAAAGCGACGUUAACAACAUCAUGCGACAAUUGUAGGUAGAGAAAAAAGGAAUUAUUUCUGAAUUUAUUUUUUUUCGUGAAGCGCAUAAUGCUGUGAUAGCGUUAGAAAAAUGUGAAACAUAUGAUAACAUUAGAGGAAUGCGGUGUGUUUUUACUUCCUCUUUUGCUGAAACUUGAUGUGUAACGUAAAGGUGAAAACAUCAACUUGAUCAAGAGGUUUCGCGAAGCGGCAUUUUGUAACUCGAUUGCGACGAUACUGUAAUAUUAAGCAGUAUUUCGCAACGAUAAAACAAAAAGUUGCGAAGCAACCUUGUAUCAGGCCUGAUCUCCAGAAUCCUCGAGCAGCCUUACGAAGCUCCUGUCCCGACUUUCGCCGCAUUUCUCGGGAACCCGAGACCAAUUGUGCAAAGAGCGGGCGCACGACUACGCGAAUCGAGCAACGUAGUUGUGAGCGAAAGCCUGCGUCGCGCGCGGAAUCCUACCCGUGUGUGACGCCUAUCUACAUAUACGCGUGCCUUCACGAAGGUGCCGAUGAGAGAUCGUAGCUUGUAUCAUAUCAAAGCGAAUAAACGACUGUUGUAAAUACGAAUGAAAGAGCAUGUGAAUACCAUAAAUACAUAUAUCUAUAUAUAUAUAUAUAUAUGCGUGCGUGCGUGUAUGCAUUGACUCUUCGUGGAAGCAAGCGGCUUCGAAGAGGGUGGUCUUGAUGUACAUAAUCGAGAGAAAUCAGAGAAGGUACGAGCGCGCGCGAAUAGGAGAACAAGUCGCGAGUGUGCGUGGCUUGCGAGAAGGUGCCUGCGGUUGCGGUUGCGACCCACCGAUUACAGGGGUGGUCUCGCGCCGAGGUGGCGACGUCGGAGAUCCGAAGGAAAGGUCGUCGCGCGACAACGCUAGAUUCCGAUGAAACGCAUUGCGUUUCAGACGGGGGAGGGCAAUCGGGUCAUCGUAAGUUGAUGACGAUUCUUCGAUAAUUCCGACAGAUCCCGCUGUCGCUACCUACGCGAGAUGUGAGUAGGAGGAGAACACGUUCGAAAUUAAGAAGAUAACACUUCUUGAACUACCGUUAUCGACAGACUGAUCGACCGUCCUUUCGAGCUGAGGGAAACUCGAGCUGCAUGCACCGAACGACGUUGCGCGUUACACGUUCAUCGGAAAUGACGUUGCGAGAGGUCUAACUUUUGAAGCAUGAUUUUUGUCAUGUUUGUUACGAGACAAUUUUAUGAAUUAGGAAUCUUCGUCUUAAUGAGAUCUGUAUUUUUUUAAUGGUCUAUCAGCCCGACUUGACAUUUAUUUUACAAGAAUUUUUUUAAAUUUAUUUAGACAAAUAUACGCUAUUUAUCGAUAAAGAAUUUAUAAUGAUACACGAUCUCCGCGUAUUAUUAACAAAUUCUUAUCCCUUAAGAACAAAAAUGUUUUCCUCGUUAGAGCACUAUAUAGAAAUUAUUAAAUAUACUAAUAAUAUUGGAAUAUAUAGUUAUCGACGUUGAUCGAUGAUAUUAUCACUGAAAAAUACAUAAAUACAUUGAUUUUAAAGUCAUCUAAAUUGUCUUGUAACAAAUGGAUAAUUUUAUGUAUCAAUAAUAAAUUGAUAAAAGUUACACCUUAUUGUCAAUCCCGCAUUUAUCUCGAGAUUCAAGCAACCAAUUUUCGACGAAAAUUGGUCGCAAAGAAAAAAAACACUGCAAUGCCAGUAAUCGCCAACAACGGUGUAUCUCGAUGCAUCGCACGGGGUUCCGUCGGGAUGAAUUGCCAUAUCAAUCGGUCGUCUGGUUUAACGACAACCGAUAAUGACAAUCCAGAUAAAUACACAUUUCGGUGCCUUCCUUAAGGAAAAUCACGACGCGUGUGCGCUAAUACGGCGUACGUCGCCAGUGCCUACAUUUUUGCUUGUCUGGUAAAAUUUUACGAGUCACACGAGACUGUGAUGCACGACAGAAAGAGAAUGUACUUCUGAAGUGUGAAGAAGAGUGCCUUAAUUGCGCGUGGCUUCGCGAGAGAUGAAAAUUGAGAGCCUAGAUAAAGCCUUCUAGGCCUAAUCUCUAAUUCUGAUUAGCUCGGCCUCCGUGAAGGAGAUGAACAAUGCGGGGUCGAGUACUUCCAGAUGUCAGUGAACUCGUUGUACGAACCACCAAAAACUUUCGGCUCACGUCGCACGUUCGAAGAAAAGACGACUUUUUUUUAUUGGCCGAAUAAAUUACGUAUAUACGUAUAUACGUUUCCUUUGAUAUUAUUAAAUAUUUCUGUUGAGCGUGCUAUUAAAUGUAUUUCAUGAAUGAGCGCAUCCCCUUUUCUUCCGUUACUUCAAAAUUGUUCGUUGUUUGAGGAAGAAAAAAAAGGAGAGAGAGAAGAUGAUGUGGUCGACCUCGUCUGCUCUCCUCGGGGUUCUCGUAGACGCGCAAAUCGAAAUUGUACAUAUGCAAACUUAUUUAUUCACGGAAUUCAUCAUCGGGCGCAAAUUGAAACGCGCGGGUUGCUCGCUCGCUUGCUCGCCUGCAUAGCGCAACGAAUGCUAGUCAUAAACACGUUCCUCUUUCUCACGCUCGCUCCCCCUUUUUUCGCGCUUAUAAUUUUCGUUUAUUUCGCCGCGGACGGACACACACUCGUUGGCGAGACGCUAACGAGCGACCUGUGUCUUCGCCAUGCGAGACGAGAAAGAAAGAAGAGCGGACGAGAGAGCGCUGCAAAAAUGACGGACUUGGUCGGCGGGUCUCGGCUUUCGAGCGGCACGAGAGACUCGUCCAACCGUGAAUCUUCUACAUCUCUUCGCACGGAAUAUGCGAGGACGUGGAAUUUCUCCAGAAAAUAACUAGUGUUUUAACGCGACGUAAUUUUAACGGCACUCCCGAAUUUUUUUUCCGUAUUGCAUGCGAGAGCGAUUGAUAUUGCACGGUUUUUGGUGGUUCUCUUCGAGAGUAAAGGGCGAGCGCACUUUUUGAUAUGUUGACUAUUUCGAGAACUUGUAUCCCGUUUAGACUAAAUAAAAAUGUCUUACUCCCUUGAAGUAUCUCGCGACGCGAAAAUCUUGUAAUGUUUAGUUUUCUCUUCGACGGCUGCUUCGAUCGUCAUUCAUGCGCGGAAUCGAGCCGAAGCAAAACUUUCGGGGGUACAUUUUCGACCUUGUGAACUGAGCGAUUGUUUGCCCGAUUAUUCGAUCUUUUAAAUCACGGUGGUCUUGUGAUUGAUGCGAAAAUCACCGAAGGUUCGCGAGCAUCAUCGGACACGUAAGGUACACAGCAGACGCGGAUAGAUCGCGUACACGCACAAUUUCAACGCGUGCAUUUCCUCUCGAGAUGCAUGUGUGCGCGUGUGUGUGUGCCAAGGGAUGUGACCCCUGGUUCAGGAUGCGUCUCCGAGAAUCAAAGAGCGGAAUAAAAUUGUAAAAUAUAAUUUUGCUACGACGGGCGAGGGCGGCGCGAUUCGGGAGGGUUGGCUUCUACUCGCGACUGAAUUUGCGGUUAUUUAUUUGCUUCUUUGUGAUAUAUGUCAUUAGUCAGAAUUAAUCAGUUUUCGCUUCAUUUCUUCGUGUUAAUUGAAAUCCGCGAAAAAACGCGUCGACUCUCGCCUACCGUGCGACUCGAAUGCGCCGCACUGCCCGAUAUAUUCUCUAUUAUUAUUAUUAUUAUUAUUAUUAUUAUUAUUAUAUUAUAUUCAAUAGAAUUAUUAUAUAUUAUAUUAUAUUAUGCUAUUAUAUUAUUAUACCAUUAAUAAUUAAUCGCAAAGAUUGCGAUUGCGCAUGUAGCUGCUAGAAACCUCCUGUAAAUACUUCUGUCAUUGUAUUAAUUUUAAUUAUACCGUACGAAAUAAACGCAACAGAUACGUUCAAAA
Molecule: messenger RNA, 6910 nt
Organism: Monomorium pharaonis (pharaoh ant)
Lineage: Eukaryota; Metazoa; Arthropoda; Insecta; Hymenoptera; Formicidae
Product: serine/threonine-protein kinase 17B
Exons: 6
Coding region: 700-2682 (660 amino acids)
Biological process (GO): intracellular signal transduction; positive regulation of apoptotic process; protein phosphorylation
Cellular component (GO): nucleus
Molecular function (GO): protein serine/threonine kinase activity; ATP binding
Source: RefSeq, a predicted model, not a curated record